AUGUUGACAUGGAAAACAGAUGAAAAAAAUGGAGACCCGUCCGACCAGAGACCCCAGCUCAAAGAGAGAUGGCCCGCAACAUCCCAGUGGACACAAGGGGACAUGAUGGGUGGGUGGACUGACUCUGGGGACAGAGAGGUAGUCAGAGGGGAAUUAAAGAUAGCACAACAACAUCCACUGCUUGAUGGCACAACAACAUCCACACCACAGCAUCCACACGACACGUUAGGAGAUAUAGUGCGUAGACUUUUUAAAUUAAACCAUCAAAUAAUGGCGGUAUCGCAGAGAUUGCCAAGCGUUAAUGGCAAUUAG
Helobdella robusta is the source of this 312-nucleotide messenger RNA. RefSeq lists its product as hypothetical. The transcript has 4 exons. The coding region runs from base 1 to 312 and encodes 103 amino acids. The record is from RefSeq and is a predicted model, not a curated record. NCBI's taxonomy places the organism in Eukaryota, Metazoa, Annelida, Clitellata, Rhynchobdellida, Glossiphoniidae.